GAGGACAGCAGGAGGGAGAGAAGCACUUGACUUUGCUUUCCGUUGCUGUCUGCGGCUGACACUGUGACAAAUGACUGCUUUCAGAGAAAAUUAGCUGAAUUCCGGUGAGAUGUGCGCACAUAGAUGAAGCUGUAAUAAAGGGAGAAGAAUUUGCACACAAAGAGGCUGAAAGAGGCCGUUAAAUGAUGUUUUUACCCUUUAAUCAUGGCCGGGUAAAGCCUUUUCGCUAUGGCAAGACAUGACACCCCAAAUCCAUCUGUGACUGCCACUUGAACAUUUGUCAUUUUUAUUAAGCUUUUCCAGACUAAAUAUGGCAAACUGUGGCAGUGUUACUCUUCCAGCAUAAGACGUUCUGCCAAGCAACCCUGGCCACAUGAUCACUGGAGUGCUGGCAAGAGCCACUGCACCUACAAAUUAACUGGAAGAGCAGUUUAUGCAGCUGUAAAAGCUUUUAUCCUCUGCGCUGGGAGGAGCGGAAGACGGCAGAGGGUUGGAGCUGAAGUAAUUAAAGAACAGAUGUGGCAUGAGUGUCAUCAAUUUGCAAGACACUUCACAUCUUAAUGCAACCAGCAGAUUACAAUGUUUCCAGCAGAGAACAUGAGUGUUUAUUCUGCAGCAGGUCUUUGUCCAAACUGCAGCUCCUCCGCCCACCCAGAGGUGGAUGUAGCCAAGGCAGUCAUCCUGGGGAUGGUGCUGGUGGUCUUUGUAGUGUUUGGGGUCCUCGGAAACAUCUUGGUCAUCCUGUCUGUGCUGUUCCACCACCACUGGCGCUCUGUGACACAUUACUUCAUUGCCAACCUGGCAGCAGCAGACCUGCUGCUCAGCUCUGCUGUCCUGCCCUUCUCCGCCACCUCAGAGGCUCUAGGCAGGUGGGUGUUUGGCCGGUCCUUCUGCAGCGUGUGGGCUGCCCUGGAUGUCCUCUGCUGCACCGCCUCUAUCCUCAGCCUGUGCGUGAUUUCUAUUGACCGCUACCUGGCUGUCAGCUACCCCUUGCGUUACCCCGCUAUAGCUACCGGACGGCGAGGCCUGACCGCGGUGGCUGCUCUCUGGGGACUCUCAGCAGCUAUAUCUGUUGGCCCUCUGUUCGGCUGGAAAGAGCCCGACCCAGAGGACGAGACAGUGUGCCGAAUUACAGAGGAGCCUGGCUACGCCUUGUUCUCAGCCUUAGGAUCUUUCUAUAUACCACUGGUCAUCAUCCUGGCCAUGUACUGUCGUGUAUAUACUGUGGCGAAGAGAGAGACCAAAACCCUGAGGAAAGGGAGGAAGGGAAAAGGGGUAGAGAUGGAGGGGGUGAUGCUGAGGAUACACAGAGGGAACGCUGCUCAGACGGGGAAGCAGGAGGGUGACGAGGGGACCGCAAUGCAUAAACGCUCCUCCUUUUCCCUGCCAAGGCUGCUGAAGUUCUCAAGAGAAGAAAAAGCAGCCAAGACUCUUGGCAUUGUCGUUGGAUGCUUCAUUAUGUGCUGGCUGCCUUUUUUCCUGGUUUUGCCCAUCGGAUCCAUCUUCCCAUCCUCCAGGAGUUCAAGAAAGCCUUCCACAGCGUGCUUCGUGGCCAGUGCCUGAGAACUGCUGUGCCGACUACUUCUCAAACCCAAGGACACAUCACCACCCACUCCUCCGAUCCAGGCCCAGUGCAAGAACCUGUCGCCCUUUCUUCAUGGACUUGCUGUAGAGUGCUCUCGACCUCAUCCUCAU
This is a messenger RNA of Oreochromis niloticus (Nile tilapia), 1695 nucleotides long. RefSeq names its product adrenoceptor alpha 1Ab (gene adra1ab). NCBI's taxonomy places the organism in Eukaryota, Metazoa, Chordata, Actinopteri, Cichliformes, Cichlidae. Gene Ontology annotation, cellular component: plasma membrane. The transcript has 5 exons. The record is from RefSeq and is a predicted model, not a curated record. Gene Ontology annotation, biological process: adenylate cyclase-activating adrenergic receptor signaling pathway; positive regulation of cytosolic calcium ion concentration; cell-cell signaling. Bases 580 to 1563 code for a protein of 327 amino acids. Gene Ontology annotation, molecular function: alpha1-adrenergic receptor activity.